CCCAGCACAAUGCGUGUCAGAGAUCUGUCUGUGCGACACAAGAGUAGAUGUGUGCUCCUAAUCUAGUUUAUCACUGAACUGCGAGAGAGAGAGAUUCGACAAAACACGACUCACACCACAACCUCAGUCAACGCGAGGAUUUCCAAGUGUGGGAUAAAAUGCCGGCGAUUAUAGGUAAAAAUUCCGACAUGGAGUUCGACUCUCUACAACCCUGCUUCUACCCGGGCGAGGAUGACUUCUAUUUCUGCGGUCCCGACUCUGCGCCACCCGGAGAGGACAUCUGGAAGAAAUUCGAGUUGCUGCCCACGCCGCCCCUUUCCCCGAGCCGAGCGGCGCUACCGGGGGAGCUGGCCUUCGCGUCCGGGGGAGACAGAGGCGAUUCGGAAGCAGGUCCCAUGGGUUUUGGAUUAGGCGACCCGCUGGGCUGCGACUGGGCUUCAGAGCUCCUGUUCCUUCCCGAAGACGAUAUUUGGGGCGCGUCGGACGGAGACCUGUUCGGCGGCUGCUCCGCUUUGGAUAGUAACCCCAACUCCAUUAUCAUUCAGGACUGUAUGUGGAGCGGUUUCUCGGCCAGGGAAAAGCUCCAGAGGGUGGUCACAGAAAAGCUAGGCAAAGCCAUCUCCACCGCGGCUGCCUGUGGAGUUAGUAAAAAUGUCACUACCGCCGCGGCCAUCACAACCAAGGCGCCGGAGCUGAGUGUGGACCCCACGAUAGUCUUCCCUUUCCCCAUCAACAAAAGAAACGGUAGCAGCAGCAGAUGUCCACCUGGGACGGCCCCCGCCACUACUGCCCACUGUAGCGCAGAGGAAACUCCGAGCGACUCCGAAGAAGAUGAUGAAGAUGAUGAUGAAGAUGAGGAGGAAGAUGAGGAGGAGGACGAUGACGACUCAGACGGCGAAGAGAUCGAUGUGGUCACUGUGGAGAAGCGGCGUGGCUUGUCGCCAAUGGCGACUGGCACGGUCACCAUCUCGGUGCGGUCGAAGACGGGCACCACUUCUGGGGCUGUGGUCUCAUCUGGUGUCGUGAGCCGAUUCGUCAGCAACCGGGGGUCAGCGGGGUCAAACUGUCAUGGGCAGGAGUUGAUCCUCAAGCGGAGCUCAGUCCACCAGCAGCAGCACAACUACGCCGCUCCCUCGCCGUACGCCUCUGACGACGACCACGCGCCCCCCUCCAAGAAACACAAGUCAUCUAACGCUCCUCGUCAAUACUCCCGUGCCACCUCUUCAUCAUCAUCGCCAUCAUCCUCGACAUUCUGCGGCUCCCUGGCUGUGCCAUCAUCAACAAUGCCGGGUUCUAGAUCCAAACGCCACGUCAGCGGUGCCAGUAGCCCGCGCGGCGGCUCCUCCGACUCCGAAGAUUCCGAACGCCGGCGAAACCACAACAUCCUGGAACGCCAGCGGCGCAACGACCUGCGCUCGAGUUUCCUUGCGCUCCGCGAUCAUGUGCCCGAACUGGCGAGGAACGAGAAGGCGGCCAAGGUGCUGAUCUUGAAGAAAGCGGCGGAGUAUGUGUCGUCGUUGGAGACAGAUGAACUGCGGCUGACUCAGGAGAAGGACAGGCUGCAGGCACGGAGGCAACAGCUGAUGAAGCGACUCGAGCAGGCCAGGACAUGCUAAGACUUUAUAGUGGCACACACACACACACACACACACACACACACACACACACACACACACACACACACACACACACACACACACACACACACACACACACACACACACACACAGAGAGAGAGAGACAUAGACACACACAUAUAUAAAACAAGCUUUUCUUAAAACUGCAUUGUUGGUUAUAGGGCUUGUAAGUAAGCAUUCCACUGUAAGGUUGUAUUCGGCGCAUGUAACAAAUAAAAUUUGAUUUGAUAUAUACACAUGGACAUAGACACACACACACACACACACACACACACACACACACACACACACACACACACACACACACACACACACACACACACACAUAUACACUCAGACACACCCAGAUGACCCCCCUCGCUUUGUCUCAACUUAUAUACAUGUAUACACACACACACAAACACGUGAGCGACAAAUGACGGGGUGGACGGGACAUUCACUGACGCCACUUUUUUUGCACAUUUGUUGACGUUAAGAAUGUUUAGGGUUCUACGUUUUUCAAUCCGGUCACAUUGAGAAGAAGGAAAGAAGAGAAUAGAAGGAGGAGAAGGGAAGAAGAGAGGGAGCACGCUCCUCUUGGGCCUCUCUCUAUUUCUUGUUGUUUCUUGUUGUACUCAAUGUGACACUUAUAGCCCUAACCCAAACCAGGUGACUUUCAAAGGGGUCUUGUUCAUGAGGGCACAUCGUGGCAAAAUGUUUUGCAACGGAAAGUGAAAAUAAGCAUUUCUCAAUGGACACGAUCAGGUAUUCCCUCUCUGUUUCAUUCCAUUUUGCUCCAUUGUGUGCCUAAUGAAUACACACUGGGCAUAGCGUCAGUUGGUUGGAGAGUUCAAAGUUCACACUUAGUAGCAGAAAAUGCUUUCUACGCCUUCACAGCUGCAAACAGAAGACACCUGUACACCAGGAAACCGUGGUAUAAUGUGCACCUUGCUAGCCGACACUUUUGUAAAUAACAGUACUGUAAAUAACAGACAAAUACACUCAGAAUCUGCCUUGUUUUAUAUACAUUUUUAUCUUUGAGUUUUUAUACAUUUUAUGUCCAAAAGCUGCCAAUAACUAGACUGGAAACUUUAUUAAAAAAGUACUGCAAUGCCUCGAGGGCAACGAAACUUUGUAAUAUAAAACGUCUCCCACCCCCCUGCUUUGUAUUGUACCAUGAUUCUAAUUCUACACCUUUAUGACCCUUUUGUGUGACUGUGAUACAUACUACAUUUGAUAGUUAUAUUUUCGUACGGAAAAUGAGUUUUCGGUAGAUAUCUCUUUAUCUCAUCCUUCUUUUCUUCCUCUCUCUUUCUCUGUUCUACCACCUUUUCUUCCUCUCUCUUUCUCUGUUCUACCACCUUUUCUUCCUCUCUCUAUCUCUGCUCUACCACCUUUUCUUCCUCUCUCUAUCUCUGUUGUACCACCUUUUCUUCCUCUCUCUAUCUCUGUUCUACCACCUUUUUUCCUCUCUCUAGCUCUGUUCUACCACCUUUUCUUCCUCUCUCUAUCUCUGUUCUACCACCUUUUCUUCCUCUCUCUAUCUCUGUUCUACCACCUUUUCUUCCUCUCUCUAUCUCUGUUGUACCACCUUUUCUUCCUCUCUCUAUCUCUGUUCUACCACCUUUUUUUCCUCUCUCUAGCUCUGUUCUACCACCUUUUCUUCCUCUCUCUAUCUCUGUUCUACCACCUUUUCUUCCUCUCUCUAUCUCUGUUCUACCACCUUUUCUUCCUCUAUCUAUCUCUGUUCUACCACCUUUUCUUCCUCUAUCUCUGUUCUACCACCUUUUCUUCCUCUCUAUCUCUGUUCUACCACCUUUUCUUCCUCUCUCUAUCUCUGUUCUACCACCUUUUUUUCCUCUCUCUAGCUCUGUUCUACCACCUUUUCUUCCUCUCUCUAUCUCUGUUCUACCAUCUUUUCUUUCUUUUUUUUACUCUCCAUUUGUUUAAAUAUUUGUAACUGUCUGGUGCAUAGACCUUUCUGGGUGAACGGAUAUAAGAUGUUUUUUUUUUCUUCAUUCAUAUAAUUUACAUGUAGUGCUCCAACUCAGCACUUUGAAAUACCUCAUUUUGACAAAUAAAUAGACAUUGAAAAUUAA
Messenger RNA from Oncorhynchus masou masou (cherry salmon), 3715 nucleotides. Its product is annotated as N-myc proto-oncogene protein-like. The transcript has 3 exons. The record is from RefSeq and is a predicted model, not a curated record. Gene Ontology annotation, biological process: regulation of transcription by RNA polymerase II. Bases 159 to 1616 code for a protein of 485 amino acids. Gene Ontology annotation, molecular function: RNA polymerase II cis-regulatory region sequence-specific DNA binding; DNA-binding transcription factor activity, RNA polymerase II-specific; protein dimerization activity. NCBI's taxonomy places the organism in Eukaryota, Metazoa, Chordata, Actinopteri, Salmoniformes, Salmonidae.